GCAGAUCGCUGCUGCACUGGCCGGCGAGGAGGAGGGGAGAACAGGGGGUCGGGGGACUCUCCGACGAGACUCGCUGGACAAAAUCUAAUAACUCCAAGCAAACCCGGGGCUUGAAUUAGGCACGUGUAAACGGACAGGACUUUAUUCAUCUGCUGCGUUAAAAGCUUCAUUCUCUCUUGCUGCGGGCCCGAAGGCCUGAGGAUUUGAGUGAUUAUUGGAUCCAGAGUUUCAGCCAACACAGAGAUCUGCACUAUACAUGACGGACAAAUGCUUGGAAGUCUGUUCUUCAGGGGCUAUUUCAUCUGUUCCCGAUUUGAAACUCCAAACCGGCUUAAUUUUGGACACAUUCGGACAUUCAAAUCAGAAUCAGAGGGAUGGUUUAUCUCAGUUAGCUCGGCGGCUAAUAACACGCUUAUUCACAAUGAAUCAAUAUUAGCCGUUAGCAGUUAGCAUGUGCGACUAAUUUAAAAGAAUACCUCUGUAUUAAAUGAUCUCAGACUGAUAUUAUCUAGUGAUAUGCUGUCAGUCACGUGUCAUAUAUCCGGUUGUAUUGAUUGCUCGGGUGCUCAAUCUUUAGGUCUUCUGUUGCACUGUCCCGUUAUAUGACUGGCACAGGUAGUAUAAUAUCUCUUGAGUCUGAAACAGCAAGACAGCACAGCAGUAAAUGCUGAUUCUGUGUGUUUAUUGCAGCCCUUCAUGCCCCUUCAUUUAGCUUGAGUUCAUUCAUUGGAUCCACUGAUUCUCAUUUGAUGACAGAAGCAGCUUAGACUAACCACCUGAGCAGGUAGAGCAUUUACUGUGUAUCAUCAUGGGAAAUACAGCAUCCUGCUGCGUGUCUCCCAAUGGGAGCCCCAAACUACCCCGUCAGGUGGACCGUCUGGAGGACUGUCAGAUCAACACAGACCUGAGCGAUGACACCGGUCCAUACUUGCAGCACAUCAGUGACCGAGAGGUCCCCGAUGAUUUGGCUUUAGAGUCGAACCCAUCAGAUCAUGCCCGUGCCAGCACAAUCUUCCUUAGCAAGUCACAGACAGAUGUACGGGACAGGAGGAAAAGCAAUCACAUAAACCACGUCUCACCUGGUCUGCUUUCAAAGAAGUACAGCUCCUGCUCUACGAUAUUCAUUGAUGACAGUACAGUCAGUCAGCCCAACCUGAAAAGCACAAUCAAAUGUGUCACAUUAGCAAUAUAUUAUCACAUUAAAAACAGGGACUCCGAUAGGUCAUUGGACAUCUUUGAUGAAAAAAUGCACCCCCUAUCUAGGGAGCAGGUUCCUGAUGAUUACUCCCGCACAGACCCCGAACACAAACUCAUCUAUCGAUUCGUCCGGACACUGUUCAGCGCUGCACAGCUCACAGCCGAGUGUGCAAUCGUCACUCUGGUAUAUUUGGAGAGGCUGUUGACGUAUGCCGAGCUGGACAUUUGCCCAUCUAACUGGAAGAGGGUUGUUCUGGGAGCCAUCCUACUGGCCUCAAAAGUCUGGGACGAUCAGGCUGUGUGGAACGUCGACUACUGUCAGAUCCUCAAAGACAUCACUGUUGAGGACAUGAAUGAGAUGGAAAGGCACUUUCUGGAGCUGCUACAGUUUAACAUCAAUGUGCCGGCCAGUGUCUACGCCAAGUAUUACUUUGACCUGCGCUCUUUAGCAGAUGACAACAACCUGAGCUUUCCUUUGGAGCCAUUGAGCAACGAACGAGCGCAGAAAUUAGAGGCUAUCUCAAGACUAUGUGAGGAUAAGUACAAGGAUCUGAGCAGAGUUGCCAUGAGGAGAUCUUUCAGCGCAGACAACCUAGUGGGCAUCCGCAGAUCCCAUGCCGUUCUUUCUUAGAGAUUUUUUCUAGGAACCGUGGCCACUCCCAGAUGAAGCUCAAUGGAAAAUACAUUUUCUUUUCCUCCGCCUUUGGCGACGUUCCGCCGGUUGAAAGAUCCUACAACUUACCCAACCAAUGCAGAACAACAUAGAGACAAAAACAGACUAAAUGGUUUCUUUUGUUUUUUUUUCUUGCUUACUAUGUAGGCUUCUAGCUGUGAACUGUCAGUUUUUAAUUGAAAUCAUUUGCAGAUGGAGUAUUUUAAAUAAACGCUAAUCAUGUAA
Messenger RNA from Carassius carassius (crucian carp), 2095 nucleotides. Its product is annotated as cyclin-Y-like protein 1. Gene Ontology annotation, molecular function: cyclin-dependent protein serine/threonine kinase activator activity; protein kinase binding. Gene Ontology annotation, cellular component: plasma membrane. The record is from RefSeq and is a predicted model, not a curated record. Bases 809 to 1828 code for a protein of 339 amino acids. Gene Ontology annotation, biological process: regulation of canonical Wnt signaling pathway; regulation of cyclin-dependent protein serine/threonine kinase activity. The transcript is spliced from 10 exons. NCBI's taxonomy places the organism in Eukaryota, Metazoa, Chordata, Actinopteri, Cypriniformes, Cyprinidae.